This is a messenger RNA of Onychomys torridus (southern grasshopper mouse), 1069 nucleotides long. It is a transcript of the gene Oaz1, whose product is annotated as ornithine decarboxylase antizyme 1. Gene Ontology annotation, molecular function: ornithine decarboxylase inhibitor activity. Gene Ontology annotation, cellular component: cytoplasm; nucleus. Gene Ontology annotation, biological process: positive regulation of protein catabolic process. Lineage: Eukaryota; Metazoa; Chordata; Mammalia; Rodentia; Cricetidae. The record is from RefSeq and is a predicted model, not a curated record.
GGGCGUCGACGCCGGCGCCAUUUUGCGAACGGCGAGCAGCGGCGGCGGUGCGGAGAGUGCAGCGGAGGUUUUGCUGGUUUCGGACCCCAGCGGCCGGAUGGUGAAAUCCUCCCUGCAGCGGAUCCUCAACAGCCACUGCUUCGCCAGAGAGAAGGAAGGGGACAAACGCAGCGCCACGCUCCACGCCAGCCGCACCAUGCCGCUCCUGAGUCAGCACAGCCGCGGCGGCUGCAGCAGCGAGAGUUCUAGGGUCACCCUCCAUUGCUGUAGUAACCUGGGUCCGGGGCCUCGGUGGUGCUCCGAUGUCCCUCACCCACCCCUGAAGAUCCCAGGUGGGCGAGGGAACAGUCAGCGGGAUCACAGUCUUUCAGCUAGCGUCCUCUACUCCGACGAGCGGCUGAAUGUGACAGAGGAGCCAACGUCUAACGACAAGACCAGGGUCCUGAGCAUCCAGUCCACGCUCACGGAGGCCAAGCAGGUCACCUGGAGGGCGGUGUGGAACGGUGGUGGCCUCUACAUCGAGCUCCCGGCUGGGCCUCUGCCUGAGGGCAGCAAGGACAGUUUCGCAGCUCUCCUGGAGUUCGCGGAGGAGCAGCUCCGGGCCGACCACGUUUUCAUCUGCUUCCCCAAGAACCGUGAGGACAGAGCCGCCCUACUCCGAACCUUCAGCUUUCUUGGCUUUGAGAUUGUGAGACCCGGGCAUCCCCUCGUCCCCAAGAGACCCGAUGCUUGCUUCAUGGUCUACACGCUGGAGAGAGAGGACCCGGGCGAGGAGGACUAGGUGCCAGCCCUGCCCAGUGUCCCUGUGCCCUCUCCCGGGUUUCUCCACAUGUCGUGAUUGUGCAGAAUAAACGCUCACUCCAUUAGCGGGUGCUUCUUUGAGCUGAAUGCUGUGUUUGUCAUACUCAAGUGUUGGCUUUAAUUCUAAAUAAAGGUUUCUAUUUUACUUUUUUUAUUGCUGUUUAAGGUGGUCAGGUGACCUGUGCUAGAGCAGCCUCCUUUGAAGCCUGGCAGAGAUAAAUAGUGUCACCUCCCUGGCUCAAACCCAAUAAAGUGAUCUUGCUCACCC